Drechmeria coniospora is the source of this 864-nucleotide messenger RNA. RefSeq lists its product as uncharacterized. Bases 1 to 864 code for a protein of 287 amino acids. The transcript is spliced from 2 exons. The record is from RefSeq and is a predicted model, not a curated record. Lineage: Eukaryota; Fungi; Ascomycota; Sordariomycetes; Hypocreales; Ophiocordycipitaceae.
AUGCCCCAAUCGGCUGAUCUCCUUUUGCCGAGGGCGAAUGGAAUCAUGAUGGGCAGCAUUUUGCCAGCAGCCCCAACCCCCUCGCAGCCCCCAUCAUCACAGUACUCCUCUGGAUUGGCCCCCCGGUUGGCCGGCGUGGAGAAUUUGUCCGAAAGCCAGAAGAAAUGCUGCGAUGACCUCAUUAUUCUGUCGUCUCGAGCAAAUGGGACGAGGGAGGUGCCCAGCCACGAGUCGCGCCAUGGUCUGUGGAGGCGUGUAUUUUCAAACCACUGGACGACAGAUCACCCGAAUAAGCACCCGGGUCCAAUCCGUGCGAGGCGAGCUGUUGAUGCGAUGACCAACAUCGGCACCUGGCGUGUUGACCUACCGCCAUCUGCAUCGCUGGGCAAGAGAAAGAGGAACGAUCAUGGGCGAAAAAAUGAGCAUCGCAAGGCCGGCGCCGCUGCAUUCAUCAAACCAAACAUUAACUGGGAUGACUUUGGCGUCUCAUUCUCUGUAUGCGACGCGAACAGUGCUAAUGCGAAUGCUAAAUACGUAUCUUUAAGGGAAGGAUGGACGCUUCAGCAGGCUAGAGCUGAAGCCAUGAUUCACUGGGAUGAGCGGGAGUGCCAACGGGUAAUCGAGCACAAUGAAGAUCUGGUGGUUUGCUGGGCGCGGUCGCGCCUUAUUACGUCCUUGCGGGCACUUCAGUCGGAGUCGCACCCUAUCACCAUACCUGAUGAGGUGACAGUAAAUACCGAUGAGCUGGUUAGGCUCGUUACGUGUGCCGAUAGGGUCAAGGAAAUGGCGACUCUCAUCGACGAGUCGGAGAGGAUUGCCGGAAGUCGCCCUAUCCAUAGACAACGCUGGCAAGACGCCCUUUGA